Salarias fasciatus (jewelled blenny) is the source of this 434-nucleotide messenger RNA. RefSeq names its product histone H2B 1/2-like. Lineage: Eukaryota; Metazoa; Chordata; Actinopteri; Blenniiformes; Blenniidae. Gene Ontology annotation, cellular component: nucleosome. The record is from RefSeq and is a predicted model, not a curated record. Gene Ontology annotation, molecular function: DNA binding; protein heterodimerization activity; structural constituent of chromatin. The transcript has 2 exons. Bases 1 to 375 code for a protein of 124 amino acids.
AUGCCUGUACCAUCCACACCCGCGCCCAAGAAAGGCUCCAAGAAAGCCGUGAACAAGACCACUGGCAAAGGAGGCAAGAAGAAGAGGAAGACCAGGAAGGAGAGCUACGCCAUCUACGUGUACAAGGUGCUGAAGCAGGUCCACCCCGACACCGGCAUCUCGUCCAAGGCCAUGAGCAUCAUGAACUCGUUUGUGAACGACAUCUUCGAGCGCAUCGCCUCGGAGACAUCUCGCCUGGCUCACUACAACAAGCGCUCCACCAUCUCCUCCAGGGAGAUCCAGACCACCGUGCGUCUCCUGCUGCCCGGUGAGCUGGCCAAGCACGCCGUGUCCGAGGGCACCAAGGCCGUCACCAAGUACACCAGCUCCAAGUAAACCGCUCUGCAGCUCCAAGACCCAAAGGCUCUUUUAAGAGCCACCCACUUAUCUGAAGA